Pristis pectinata (smalltooth sawfish) is the source of this 2387-nucleotide messenger RNA. RefSeq names its product solute carrier family 52 member 2 (gene slc52a2). The record is from RefSeq and is a predicted model, not a curated record. NCBI's taxonomy places the organism in Eukaryota, Metazoa, Chordata, Chondrichthyes, Rhinopristiformes, Pristidae. Gene Ontology annotation, cellular component: plasma membrane. Bases 262 to 1599 code for a protein of 445 amino acids. Gene Ontology annotation, biological process: riboflavin transport. The transcript has 5 exons. Gene Ontology annotation, molecular function: riboflavin transmembrane transporter activity.
CCCAGCUUAUCCAGCCUCUCCUUGUAACUUGAGCCCUCCAGUUCCAGUAACGCCCUUGUGAAUCUUUCCUGCACCCUUUUCAGCUUAAUGACAUCCUUCCUGUAACUGGGCAACCAGAACUGCUCAAUACUCUGUGUGGUCUCCCUAACGUAUUAUACCAUUGCAACAUGAUGUCCCAACUCCUGUACUCAGAAUUUACUUGAAUGGAGCUAGCUCAGUGAAAGUUCAUUAGGUUGAUUGCUGGGACAAAGUGUUUGGUGUAUGAAGAGAAGUUGGACAUGUACUCAUUUUGGAGUUUGGAAGAAAGAACACAGGAUGGCCACAUCUGCCAUGCGGCGCACUUUCUUCACCCACCUUCUGGUGGCUCUGUUUGGGAUGGGGUCGUGGCUUGCAGUGAACUCCUUGUGGGUAGAGCUUCCAGUGGUGACCAAGAGCCUGCCUGAAGGGUGGAGUUUGCCGGCCUAUCUGACUGUGCUGAUCGCUUUGUCCAACAUUGGUCCGCUCUUCGUCACCCUGGCUCACAAGUUUUCCCCAGGUCUGCUGAAUGAGCAGUGCACCAUCUACACCAUCCAGGCCGUGAGUGUGGUCUCCUCCGUUGCCCUGGCCCUGUGCUGGGACAGGACUGCGGUGAUUGGCGGGGUGCGGCGCAGUGUUGCUUAUCUGACCUUGACCUUUAUCCUGGCCUCCGUCAGCUGCACCUCCAACGUCACCUUCCUGCCCUUCAUGUUCCACCUGCCUUCCAGGUUCAUCAGGUCUUUCUUUGUGGGCCAGGGUUUCAGUGCCCUUGUGCCCUGCCUGGCUGCCCUGGUACAGGGCGUCGGCCAGCUGGAGUGUCGCAAUGUUUCAGAUGCCAAUGGCUCGCAUGCUCUCCAGCCCCACUACCUGGAGGAGAACUUCGCGGCCAGCUCCUUCUUCUGGCUGCUGGUAGUCCUGAUGAUUGUCUCCUUGCUGUCCUUUGUUAUCUUGACCAGGCAAACUGCCAGGAGGGGCAAACCCCAGGAGCAAUGCACCAGUGAAGAGUCGUGCUAUCUAUCUGCCGAGGGCAAGCAAGACCCCAAACCAGCCUCCCCCUUCUGCACACCGCGUACUGUCUACCUGCUAAUGUUGCUGGCCAUCUCCAAUGCCUUGACCAAUGGAGUACUGCCUUCCAUACAGACCUACUCCUGCCUGCCCUAUGGGAGUAUGACGUUCCACCUGGCAGUCGUGCUUGGGAAUCUUGCCAAUCCAUUGGCUUGCUUCAUUGCCAUGUUUGCCCUCUGGAGGUCGAGUAUUGGAUUGAGUGUACUAGUGUUGCUGGGGAUGCUGUUUGGAGCCUACAUUCUAACAUUGGCAGCCUUCAGUCCAUGCCCUCCACUGUUGGGGAAGCCAGCAGGUGUUGCUUUGGUGGUGAUUGCAUGGAUGGUGUUCACGGGCCUGUUCUCCUAUGUGAAGGUGGUGAUCGGCAGCAUCCUCCAUGAGGCAGGUCACCUGGCCCUGGUGUGGUGUGGGUCUGCCAUCCAGGUGGGUUCGUUGCUGGGAGCCCUGAUCAUGUUCCCACUGGUUAGUGUUUACCACCUCUUCACCUCCGGACAGCCAUGUGUGGAUACCUGCAGCCAGUGAGAUGGCUCAGCAGACUGUGGACCAACAAAGUAAUUACCCUGCUUCGUGUCAAAGACCAGCUGUAGUGGUAACAGGAAAUCUGAACACUAUGCAUAAUCUGAGACUGCACUCCUGAGAGAAAGGAGCAACACUUUGAUCUUGUUUCCUCUGCUUUGGCCUGGGUUUUGCCUUCCAGUGCUUUUCCCCACCUCCCUUCCCAAAGAUGUAUUUUAUCUUUUCAGUGGCUGACCCUUGCUCUUAGCCUGAGGCCAAUAUUGUCUUCCAGUGUCUGGGCCAGAGCUGGUAGUUGGUUGAAGAGGGCGGAUGAGAUGGCAGGGAUUUUUCCCACCACUGGUGGCAGAGCAGACCUCGGAAUCUUGACCACUGCCAUUGUGGGGAGCUGUGGAUUCUUGUGAUAGGAUCACUUCUCUGUGGGUUGGAAGAAGACCUAUCAGUUGAUGGAGGGGAUGCUUGAUUUGGUGUGUAGAGAGAGGCCUAGAGGGCAAAGGAUUGCAAUGUGGCAACUUGAAUGUUCCCCACAGCACAGUCUGCCUGCUCAUAGACCUGAUGGGCUAGUCCUUUUUGCCCUGGUCUCUACUUUGCCCAAGGACUGUCCUUGCCCAGCAUAGGAUUCUGCUUAAACUGACUCUCCCUGAACUGUGCAGACAGUGGGGGGUUUGACUGUGCAGCAAGAAUUGGGUUCCUUCACAGGUGCCUGAAAGAACCAGUAGCCUUUGUGUUUGUUCCCCUUUUUUUCAGGGAGUGUCAAACACAUUUUUAAACUUGAAUAAAUGCAUUAUUUCUCUAAA